AUGUCCUGCUUCAAGCCGCCCAACGAGGUUCCACGCGAUGGCUGGAAGCAAGACAGUCUCGGGACCUACGCCAGCCCAACUGCAGCACGAAUGCGACGAAUUCUUGCCGUCAGCGUUGGCGUUUUUCAUGCCCUCAUUUCCAUGGGCUACAGUGAUUCCAGUCUCAAUCUGAACUCGGAGCUGUUCAGCUGGAAUACAUACACACUGGCUUGUCUCUCGAUGAUCAUUCUUGUCGGUGGACCGCUUCGGCUCACGGCCUUUGCUCAUCUUGGAAAAAACUUUACCUUUCAACUUGGACCGCCUGAUACUUUGAUGACGGAUGGUAUUUAUCGGUAUAUUCAACAUCCUGGAUAUACGGGACAAAUUGUGGUCUUGGUCGUCAACCUCGCCCUGUUCUUGCGAUGGGACGGCGCAUUUGGUUGCUGGGUUCCUCGUGGCUUUCGAUCGACAAUCAGCGGCUGGGGCUUGGUCUUUUGCUUGGUUCUCGUGUUUGGAAUUCUGCGGAGACUUAUGAUGAGGGUGAAGGAUGAGGAGAAAAUGUUGAAAGAUACCUUUGGAGAAAAAUGGGUUGCUUGGAGUCGGGUCACCGCGCGCUUCAUCCCAGGCGUCUUCUAA
This is a messenger RNA of Fusarium musae, 615 nucleotides long. RefSeq lists its product as uncharacterized. Gene Ontology annotation, cellular component: endoplasmic reticulum; membrane. Bases 1 to 615 code for a protein of 204 amino acids. Gene Ontology annotation, biological process: C-terminal protein methylation. Gene Ontology annotation, molecular function: protein C-terminal S-isoprenylcysteine carboxyl O-methyltransferase activity. The record is from RefSeq and is a predicted model, not a curated record. Lineage: Eukaryota; Fungi; Ascomycota; Sordariomycetes; Hypocreales; Nectriaceae. The transcript is spliced from 2 exons.